AUGAGACGUCUUGGUAAAAAUAAAAAAAGGCGAUGGCAGUAUUGCUACAAAGAUAUCGAUGCUAAAAUUCAAGACGCAGAACACCACAAAAGAAUAUUUGACCAGGAUUUUACACAAGUGUCAACACUAAACAAAAAAAACUACAUCGUAAAGGGAGAUAAGAAUUCAGCGAAACCUUUCAACGAUAUUCCUAGCGCAUGCGACAGAAGGUUGCAUACUUCGCAACCAAAACUGGAAAAAAGAAAACUUACUGAGAUCGAUAUCUGGGAAGAUGUACAAGCUUCAGUAAUGCCUUCUGGCAAAGGGUCUACUCUAGAAAACGCAGUCGAUAAGAAUCUAGGAAAUCAUUCCCUACCUUGUCCAGGACAAUCAUACAACCCGACUUUGCACGAUCACUUAUCCCUCAUUUCACGAAUAAAAGCUAUAGAGUCUGCAAAGCAAAAACGGGAGCUUAAAACAGAGCGCUUUGUUAGCAGUCUAAGAGGUGUUAACUCGUCACCGAACCCUCUUAAAGAUAUGGAAAAGUUCCUUCAGUCAUUAAAUGCUGAGUCUCACGUUACAAAAAGUAGUGAAGACGUUGAUGAGAUUUUUCUGCCUCGGAAAAAGCCUAAAAAAGUGGACCCUCACAAAAAAAUGAAAAACGAUCUCGAAAAUUUACCUAAGUUGCUUAAGGAAAUCAAACGUGAAAAGAAAACCAGGGAAAGGCGGAAGUCAGCAGCCAAAGCUAAAAGCGAAAUCCGUAGUAAACUGAAAAAAGUUGAUCUGAACAUACCGUUCCAGUUGCCCAAUGAGAUAUCGUCAUCAUUAAGAAAGUUGUGUCUAAGUUAUUCUACUGAACUGACAGAUACUUGUAAACUUAUCCCAUCUGUCUCCUAAUGACGACAAAAUCAAAUACACGGUUAGGAAUUGAUUGGCGUAGACUAAUGCAUAUAAAUGCGUGCUGCCGGUCAAAAACUUGAUUCAAAGCGACGGACCUUUAGUGUGCUCACGUGGCACAAUAGUCUAUUUUCCGAGACAAUUAUAAAAUUUAAUCGUCUUGUAGAUCUACUGAACUGCAGUUGGAUGCGGCGCGCAGACACAUCUGGAAGACAAUAUUUCGACCUUAGUUUCUUACGACUUGUAGGUCGCGAUUACCGUUGUUAUUACCUUCCUGCUACUUCCCUAUUGCGAUGGAAUGCCGAUUGUGUAGUUCAACAACGAUACCCUGAUACAUUUGGUAGUUUCGUUUGUGAAUCUGUGCAUAGCUAGUUUUCAGUAAUGUAGUAUUCGGUCUGGGCACCCGGGAAGUAUCGCAGCCCACACGCAAAUAAUGAACUCUCUAUGUCUAUGGAAACUACUCUUCUCGCUUCGAAUAACAAUCAAAUGAUUAUUAUUAUUUACCACAUUAUUCACCCUCUUUUAUACUUAUACAGUGGUUCAUUUUUGGUGGAAAUUUGACUAUCUAAACGUUCUCGAGUCACUGUCCGGUUGAAAAUUGUAUGUUACCACCGAAUAUGAGUACUGAAGCAAUUUUCUGAAACCACGUGCACCAU
Molecule: messenger RNA, 1532 nt
Organism: Schistosoma mattheei
Lineage: Eukaryota; Metazoa; Platyhelminthes; Trematoda; Strigeidida; Schistosomatidae
Source: the annotation of a GenBank genome assembly